AUGUAUUCUUUGAACACUUGUUUUCCAGUAAUAUGGUGCUCAUUAGCGAAGGAAGCUAACAGGGUUCACAUCAAACGGAAACGUCUUAAACGGUCCUCUGAUUCUCGGCCGGAACUGGUGUAUACUUUUAUUGAGCAAGCUGUGCAACCAGGUGCGCAAGUUGCGUUAAAAUGCGCAGCUGUUGGUGAACCUCCGCCUCGGUUCCGAUGGCAUUUAGAUGGACAACCCAUACCGUCGCAUCACGGGGCAAUUAUAACAGAGGGUCGGGAAACUGGGCCAAGCAGCAUCGGAUCGAGUCACAAUUACAUACUGUCGACGCUGUCUCUAAACAGCGCGAGGGUUGAACACGGCGGACGAUAUGAGUGCCGAGCCACAAACAAUCAUGGUACAGUCACGCAUGCAGCUCGACUCAAUGUUUACGGUCCACCAUACAUUCGCUCUAUGAAUCCAGUAAAAGCAGUUGCUGGAUCUGACAUCACAAUUUGGUGUCCAUACUAUGGAUUUCCAAUCGAUUCAGUAAAAUGGGAAGGCGGAGUGGCUAAUGACCCGCGUUACCAACAAUCAGACGGUCAGCUCACCAUCACUAAUGUGGACCGUACUCGGGAUAGAGGCGGCUGGAUUUGUUCCGUUCUAACUCCUGGAGGUGAACUCGCGAGGAGAGAGGUGCAAGUAAACGUGGUAUCGCCGCCUGUUCUGUCGCCCAUCGUAUUCCCACCAGGGCUGCGUGCCGGUGAUCGCGCUCAACUCACGUGCACUGUCACCUCUGGUGAUAUGCCAGUCUACUUCUCCUGGCUCAAAGAUAAGAUGCCCAUUUCUAAUGUGCUACAGGUGGACGAGCGAGGUGCUGAGUUCUACAGCAUGCUUCUAUUUAAGAGCCUAACAGCUGCCCACAGCGGUGUAUACACGUGUGUAGUUACCAAUACUGCGGGAAAAGCCAAUAUGUCUGCUGAACUAGCUAUUAAGGUUCCACCAUUUUGGCAAAUUGAGCCAUCAGAUGGGGCAGUUCUAUUGAACGGAUCUCUAACCGUCAGCUGUGAAGCAAGAGGCCAUCCACCACCCACUAUUUACUGGACAAAGUUUACAGGUAGUACAGAAACAGCUCUGGGCGGGGUGUCUGAGCCGGUAGUGCUUGGUAAUGGCUCCUUGAGGCUUGAGUCGGCUCGCGCUGAACAUUCUGGGAAAUAUCGCUGUAGAGCAGAAAAUGGCGUACCACCAGCCUUGUCUAAAACUUUAACGAUACACGUCAAUGAGCCGGCACGGUUCGAAACCCCAUCGGUGAAUGUAACUGCAAAGUUGGGGGACACGGUGCGGCUCGCGUGCGUCGCGCGGGGCGACAAUCCUCUAGCGAUGUCGUGGAGCCAUUCAGGGAGGGCUUUACCGAAUUCCGAUUACAGGAUGAGUAUAUCAGAGACACGCAGUGCGGAAGGUCUGCGCAGUGAGCUAGUGAUUGAGAGAGCUGAUAGGAGGGACUCGGGAGUUUAUCGUUGUCAGGCGUCCAACCCCUACGGGAGGUCUGAUCACUUCGUACACCUCGGGGUGCAAGAACCUCCCGAACCGCCCGCAAACUUCCGAGUCCUCGAUACAACAUCGCGUUCAAUCCGCUUACAAUGGCGGAGACCUUACGACGGGAACUCCCCAGUGCUGGGUUAUGUGGUCCAGUAUCGGAGGCACGAUUCGGCCAAUCCUGAUGCUUGGAGGGACGCAGAUACUCACAAUAUCUCCGUAAAUGCUCAUACAGUUGACUCUUAUACCGAGACGGAAGAGGCAACGAUAUCAGGCUUGGAACCAGCCACGGCGUAUCUGGUUCGUGCACGGACGGUCACAGCGCAGUUCGCAUCUGCGCAUACUCGUGCGCUGUUAGCGUUGACAUCGCACGAACCGCCAGCGCGCGCUCCAGCUGGCUUUCGAGCCUCGGCGCCAAGACCUUCAACUAUUGAACUAGCAUGGCAGGCACCCCCAACAUCAGCGUGGAACGGUGAACUGUUAGGGUAUACAGUAUGGUGGUGGCCUGCAGCUGAAGGCACGAUGUCUGGAGGCGCCGGUGUAGGCAUGGAGUUCGCAACUGUUAGAGGACAUGUCACCAAGUAUACUAUCGAAAGUCUUGAACAUUAUACUAGGUAUUCGGUGAGUGUUAGAGCAUUUAACAGCGCGGGCGCGGGCCCAGCUACUGCUCCUGUAAAUACCCUUACUCAAGAGAGUGUGCCAUCUGAAGGUCCACGAGCUGUGAGGUGUCGUGCGGUAUCUCCUCAAAGUCUGAAAGUGGAAUGGUCUCCUCCACCUGCGCACGCUCAUCAUGGAGCGCUGUUGGGAUAUAAGCUGUUAUAUCGUCCGGAGCAUACGGUGGAGUGGGUAGAGUGGGAGGUCCGUGGCGGUAGCGCAGGUACGACCGCGGGGGCUGAGGUAAAGCGUGUAGCGGGCGUUGAGACGCUGUUGCUGGCUCUACGCCCACAUACAAACUACACGCUACAGGCACUCGCAUACACCGCUGCCGGCGAUGGUGUGCCUGCGCAUCCUAUACGCUGCACUACACAGCAGGAUGCACCUGGACCACCAGCAGCUGUAAAAGUAAUUGCAACAUCUGUAACGUCAUUAGCCGUGAGCUGGUUACCUCCUAGUCGACCCAAUGGCCCUAUUUUGUACUAUACUAUCUUCUAUCGAGAAUUUGGCAGGGAUCGGCCUCCACAAACUACUACUGUCCAAGCGGAAGAUAUUGAAAUGUCAGUUGGUCUUGGAGGUUUUACGGAACUAAGGUCUUUGUCAGAAAGUGCUACGUAUGAAGCGUGGGUUGCAGCACAUUCUGCUGCUGGGGAAGGAGAACCGUCAGCACCACAGCCAGCGACGACUACGUCCAGGGCGGCAGUACGGCUCCUAUCAUUCGGCGUAUGGGCGCGCGUGCAGUGCGGGCGUCCACUGCGCCUGGCGUGCGCGUGGCGCGGCGAGCCCGCACCACGAGCGCGCUGGUUGCGCGGUGACCGCCCCGUCACGCACGACCCCCGCACGCAUCUCACGCCGCACGGCCACCUCGCCAUACACGAGGUGGACGCGCUCACGAGCGGUAACUACACGUGUUCGGCACGCAACUCGUACGGCUCAGAGGAAGUUACUUACCGAGUGGAGUGCGCCGCGCCGCCAGCACCGCCCACGCUGGCUCUAGAGCGCGUUGCUCAUACAUUUGCACGCCUUGCCUGGCGUACUACGCACCACCCCUCCGCACCACCUCACGGUUUCACAAUCUUUUGGGUUCGCGUCCGAGACGAUAGUACAGAGGGUUCGGAACCAACUAGUUCCAGAAGAGAAGAAGAACGUAAAAUAGAAGCAGGGGGAGAGGCUGCCAGUGUGGUGCUGAGGGCUCUAUCAUGCGGGGCCACGUAUUCAGUCAAAGCUGUAGCACAUUCAAGAGCUGGAUCUUCAGCACCAUCUGCGCCUUUACUUGUUCGAACGAAAUCUCCAGUCCUAGUUUGGGAAGGUGGAGGACAGAAAGAAAGUGGGGAAGAGGGCGCAGAAAGUGCAGUGUGGAGCAAUAGCAGUGCGCUGGCGCUGGACGCUCGGCGAGCUGUGCGCUGUGGAGCCCGCCUCGUACGGCUGCAGUGGCGCCGUGCGGACGCCGGCCUCGUGUGGCGAGACGCUGACCUUACCUCACUACACCAUCAUCGAGAGGUAGUGAUAGGUGGAUUAACGGUAGGAACGUGGUAUGCUCUCAAAUUGUGGACGGCUACAGAAUCAAGUCGUCAGCAGGCUGUAAUUUAUGCAGCAACGACUACACAUUCCGGAGAACGCCUCCGUCGGCCGGUGGCGUUUCAGACGGAAGGACUUCCGCCGAGCACGGUGAGUAACGGCGAAAAUGCGGAUCGCGUGCUCGGUGCGUUGUCGCUCGCGUUCGCAGCGCUUGCUGCGCUCGCCGUGUCUGCGCUGCUCGUCGUGCUCAUGGCAAAACGAAGCACUCUGCUGUCUUGCGGGGGCCAAAUUGAGGAAGAAGCUCGUCGUUGCAGUCACUCCGCGGCCAGCACGGAUAAGUCCGUCUGUCCCGAACAGCAGAACAUACGUAACUGUCAGCACGACUACAAACAUGACAAAUUGUCUCCGGCCUCCGAUGUAUAUGAGAUAAGUCCGUACGCGACGUUCGCGGUGGGUGGUGAGACGGCGGCUACCCUUGACCACACGCUCCAGUUUCGCACGUUCGGGCACCGCGACAACGAUGCGCCACCACACAGACCCUGCAGGAAGCACCCGCAGAGGCACAGGGAGAGGGCUGAUGUGGAGAAGCAUCACUCGGAUUGCGAGCUACAGCAGCUAAGCCGGUAUGAGAAAGUGCGACCUCGGCACUGCGCUGGCACCUCCUACUGCGUGCCGCUUUCUCAUCACGGAGGCGGCGGGGGCAGUGGAGGGGGCAGCGCGGGAGGGUUCUCGGAGGUGUACGCGGGAGACUCCAGCGCGGAGUCGGGGCCAGGGUCGCUGUCGCCGCGCACGCAUCUCGAGCACAGCUAGCGCCUCAGGGAAACCACACAAAAAUAGUCUUAAACGACCGACUAAACUGCUAUUGGGCUGUUCUUAAUUGUACUAUGGGGUGAACAAAAUGAUUUAAUACCAGUAGUUUUCGUAUUCAUUGACGAAAUUUUUAAAAUUGCGUCAACUUUGCACAC
This is a messenger RNA of Melitaea cinxia (Glanville fritillary), 4640 nucleotides long. Its product is annotated as Down syndrome cell adhesion molecule-like protein Dscam2. Gene Ontology annotation, molecular function: protein binding. Gene Ontology annotation, cellular component: plasma membrane; axon. The record is from RefSeq and is a predicted model, not a curated record. Gene Ontology annotation, biological process: axon guidance; cell-cell adhesion. The coding region runs from base 1 to 4485 and encodes 1494 amino acids. The transcript has 29 exons. NCBI's taxonomy places the organism in Eukaryota, Metazoa, Arthropoda, Insecta, Lepidoptera, Nymphalidae.